This is a messenger RNA of Meloidogyne enterolobii, 1608 nucleotides long. The record is from the annotation of a GenBank genome assembly. NCBI's taxonomy places the organism in Eukaryota, Metazoa, Nematoda, Chromadorea, Rhabditida, Meloidogynidae.
AUGCUGUUCCCUAUCCGCUCUGUUUUUAAAUGUUCUAAUUUUAGAUUAAUGGACCAGACUCGAGGACACUCAGCGCAAUUGCGUUUUUUUUCUUCGGCACAACGCCCUUAUUCUUCAAAUAUUUACUCAACUCCUCCUCCAAAUUAUCCUUAUCAGCAUCAACGAUUACAACAACAACAUGUUGGUAUUAGCUUGAAACGUCCUCGGCAUUAUGACGAUGAUGUUGGAGAGAGUGGUGCUUCAGAAGAUUAUGUUAAUGUCGAUCAUACACCUGUGGCGCAAGCGUUAACGCCACAUUUUUAUUUACGGCAACGUUCAACAGACAAAACUAGAGGCUUGCGUCAUUUUGCGCACAAAGUUUGCGAAAAAGUUAAAAACAAAGGACAAACUAACUACAACGAAGUAGCUGAUGAAUUAGUUACAGAAUAUUUCGAUAAUUCUGUUAUGCCACAAGACCCGGAAAAAUAUCAAUAUGAUGUUCGAAAUAUUCGUCGUCGGGUUUAUGACGCAUUAAAUGUUUUAAUGGCGAUGAAUAUAAUUGAAAAAGAGAAAAAAGAAAUUCGUUGGGUUGGAUUACCAACAUCUUCAUUAGCUGAAUGUCGACGUCUCGAAGAAGAAUUGGCACAACGAAAAGAGCGAAUUCGACAGAAAACUGAGCAAUUACAGGAAUUAAUUGUUCAGUCUGAGUAUUGGUUUAAUUUUGAUCGACCUUUUGAAAUUCAUGACGAUAUUGAAGUUUUAAAACGUCUUGGUUUGGCUUAUGGAAUAGAGCGAGAUGAAGUUCCUGCAGAACAUGUUCCACAUAUUAAAGCUUGUUUGCCUCCUGCAUUACGUGAUUAUGUUGAUCAAAUUGUUGAAGGAACAUUAACAAGUACCGAUAUUAGCCAGCCAACUGAAACUGUCUCCAAGGACACAUUUAAUGAUUCUUCGAAUUCAAUUUCCAAAUUUCAAUCACCGCCGACUGCCACAGCUGAUCCAAUAAUUGUUCGUGCCACUCGUGCAAAUCUAAGUGGAGUUGCGCCAACAGGUGAUGGUGGUCCGUUGGGCAGUUUCUUGUCGCCAAUGUCAAAACAAGUUCAACCCCAAUCAGCCUCUAAUUUGGUUCAAAUUCAACAACAGCAGCCAAUUGCUAGAUGUACAGUUAUUCCUAGACCGGUUAAUACGCGUUAUUCUCCUCGUUAUUGGCAACAUCCAGUAAUUGCGUCGAGACAACCAGUAAUUUCAACGCAACUUCCAAUUCGUCAUCAUCAGCAAAUACGUCGUCCUCAACAGCGUCUUGGUGGUGUCUUACAUUAUGAAGUACCGAUAAACCCGCCACGUGUUCAACAAAUAUAUCAACAACCAUAUCGUUUUGCAUAUCCUCGGAUUGGUUAUGGUUCUCGACAAAUUGCCCAGAGACAGUAUUCUCAAAUGCAAACUGCUAAUGGGAGAAUGAUGAAUAAUUAUCAGCUUUUUGAUCGAAACGAAACUGGUUAUGCAAGAGGUUUCCAACAUCAACAACAAUAUUAUGAUGAUGAGGUGAUAGAAAGUUCUGGACAACAAUUACAACAACAAUCAAUAAUCUCUGGUGCUGUGGAAGAAGAGGUAGUUGUAGUAACUGAUAAUUAA